AUGAAGCUUUUCCUCGUGGUGUUGGCCGCUACGGCUUUUGUCUCAGCAGAAGACAGUGACAAUACAUUAGAAACGGCAAUCAACUUCGUGAAGGACUGCAAAGGAGAUUACAUUUUAUGUGUUAAGGAAAAAAUGCUCCGAAUCGUGGACAAUUUGAGAGCAUCAAGAAGCAUAACGGUUGUCGAUGGAGUAGUCUUCAAGGGUGAGCCGGAACCAAGGUCCUCAAAGAGAUACGAUGCUUUGCCCGUCGAUCCAAGUGCAAGGGAUGCUGAGGUCAACUAUAGGCUCGUUGAUGGCGUCGUUGGACUCUUUGAGACUCAUGCUCUUGAAGUCAAGAUGAACGAUUCUGACAAGCAAUCUAUCCAAAGAUCACUCGAAGAAGGCCGUGGCAAGAAGAAGGGUGGUGGCAUGGGCCUUAUCGGUCUUUUAGCCGCAAAGAUUUUGUUUGGCAAACUUUUCAUCGUCAAGCUCAUCGCUCUGAAGGCCCUUGCUACUGCCAAGAUCGCAUUGGUCCUGGGUGCUAUCCUCUUCGUCGCCUACUGUCUCAAACAGGAGCACACUAAGACCACAUACGAAGUCGUUCCUCACCCUCACCACCAUGAAUCCCAUCAUCCAGUACAAGUAGACCACGUCAGCCAUGAGUCCGGCCACGGGUAUUCCGGCUACGGUUCUGACUGGAACAAGAACAUGGAUGAUGCUCAAAACAUGGCCUACAGCGGUUAUUCACGCUCAAGUUAA
Arctia plantaginis is the source of this 738-nucleotide messenger RNA. NCBI's taxonomy places the organism in Eukaryota, Metazoa, Arthropoda, Insecta, Lepidoptera, Erebidae. The record is from the annotation of a GenBank genome assembly.